This is a messenger RNA of Vigna unguiculata (cowpea), 702 nucleotides long. RefSeq names its product thioredoxin H-type-like. Gene Ontology annotation, molecular function: protein-disulfide reductase activity. The record is from RefSeq and is a predicted model, not a curated record. Lineage: Eukaryota; Viridiplantae; Streptophyta; Magnoliopsida; Fabales; Fabaceae.
ACUCGCAAUAAACGCGUAUUCUUGUACUAAUAUUUAAUAUUAAGAAAUCUAUUUCUAUAAAUAUGUAGGGACUUCUUCUUCCCUAUUGCAUCCACAAAAAAAGAAAAGAAUCCAAAGAAGCAGAGGAAGAGAAAGAGAACAAUGGCCGCCGAAGAGGGACAAGUUAUCGGUGUUCACAGCGUCAGUGCGUGGGAAGAACAUCUCAAAAAGGGACAAGAGUCCAAAAAGCUGAUUGUGGUGGAUUUCACCGCUUCUUGGUGCGGUCCAUGCCGAUUCAUUGCUCCAAUCCUAGCUGAGAUUGCUAAAAAGCUGCCCCAUGUCACCUUUCUCAAGGUGGAUGUAGAUGAACUGGAGUCUGUUUCACAAGAGUGGAAGGUUGAAGCUAUGCCAACCUUCCUGUUCUUGAAAGAGGGCAAGGUGGUGGACAAGGUUGUGGGAGCCAAGAAAGAUGAGCUGCAACAGGCAAUAGUCAAGCAUUCAGAGCCUGCUGCUGCUGCUAGUUCCAUAUGAAUGAAUGUGUUUAGAAUAAUAAAUGUAUUUCUUCAAGUCAUUUUGCUUUUACUGUUUUUUGAAUCUGUUUGGAUGAUUUCAGCUUGGUUAUGGAGUUAGUAAAACAUGGACUGAGUUAUGUAUAAAUGAAAUUGUUGCAGUGCCCCUGCAUAUGUCACCAUUAAUAGUAUUCAUUUUAAUUUUAGGCGAUAA